UGGAUGUGGAGAAAAAUUCAUCUCAUUGGUCGUCACACUUUGAUUGUCCAUGAAUGUCACCAGUUCAUGACAGUUCCAUCAUAUCAUCAAAAUUCUAGCAAAUUCAUACCUCAAAACGACCAUUACCAUCCACUCUAUGCAGAAAUGAAUGAACCUUUCCAAACUGAAGAAGAGAAAAAGUUGAAUGAGAAGCGAUACGGCUGCUCAGUGAUAGAUCCAUCCUUCAUCUUCACCCAAAUAUACCGCCACGGCGACAAAAUCCACCCGGCGGUGGAGAAAUGGUUUCGAUCGAUGGACACCCAAAACGCAGGCCGCAUCACCUCCAAGGAGCUUCAGCAAGCUUUCGAGCUCUUCCAGGGCAGACACUUCUCCGACUCCACCUGCAAAUUCGUCGUCAGACUGUUCGAUCUGGACCGGAAUGGGGGUCUCGACAUCAAAGAGUUCGAGUCCUUGUACUACCACAUUAAGCUAUGGAUCAACGCCUUCAACAUCUACGACAGAGACAGGUCGGGGUAUCUGGACGAGAACGAGCUGGACCAGGCUCUCAGAGAGAUGGACAUUCACUUUACGCCUGAUUUCGUCAGGUUUUUGAUAAGGAGGAGUAACCCGAACGCGAAGAAGAUGUCUUUGGACCAGUACAUCAUCACCUGCAUCCAGAUCCAGAAGUUCACCGACGAGUUCAAGAAUAGGGACACUAGUUUUUCGGGGAAUAUCAAUGUGAAGUACGAGGAGUUCCUGGAAUUGAUUCUGAGAUGUUUAUGACUUCCAGUGAACCAACAACAAGAUGCUAUAAAAUGAUAUAAGAAAAUUUCCAUUGUAAUAGAUUAUGAUAUUAAUAUGCAUUAAAAUCUUGAUUUAGGACAGUUGAGCUAAAUAAUAAUU
Messenger RNA from Phaedon cochleariae (mustard beetle), 882 nucleotides. The record is from the annotation of a GenBank genome assembly. NCBI's taxonomy places the organism in Eukaryota, Metazoa, Arthropoda, Insecta, Coleoptera, Chrysomelidae.